Molecule: messenger RNA, 555 nt
Organism: Lottia gigantea (owl limpet)
Lineage: Eukaryota; Metazoa; Mollusca; Gastropoda; Lottiidae
Exons: 1
Coding region: 1-555 (184 amino acids)
Molecular function (GO): nucleotide binding; nucleic acid binding
Source: RefSeq, a predicted model, not a curated record
AUGAAUAAUUUUAUUCGCGUGAUAGAUGGAUUUUAUAAGCCUGAAAUAUACUAUACGGAUACAGAUAGUUUAUACAUUUCGUCUAGCAAUUGGGAUAAAUUAAGUGAAGCUGGGUUGGUGUCCGAAAAUGAUUAUUGUAAAGGAAAGAAUGAUUACGGUGAUGGUGGAAUUAUAUUUGGUUUAUAUUUGGCGCCAAAAGUUAAAUACAAUAUCAUUCAAACUUCCGACGGUAUUCUAAAAGAAAAGAAAACGUUUAAGGGUUACUCUAAAGAUAAGAUAUCCGUAGAAGAUUAUAUUCGAUUAGCUAGUGGACACGAUUUAACGAAUGAAUCUAAGAAACCUUGGGUAAAAAGUUUCACCAAUGGAGUAGUUAUUCCAAAGGAUAAACAAAAGAAAGUUUUUAGAAGUUAUCUAAAUCUCGUUAAGAGAAAAGCACCAAACAGUGAAGGAAUCAAGUAUCCUUACAACGACGGAAAAGAAUUGAACAUAGAUGAAAACUACGAAUUUGAUGAUCACGAUUAUCUAACUAUUCAAGAAGAGAAUGAAGAGUGUUAA